AAGGUUCUGCCUUGACCUUUUUCAUCGAUGAUGACUUUUGCUGCUUCUGUAAUCAGUCAGUCAGACAGUCACCUGCUCAUCACCCUUUAAAUACAUCACGAGAGCUCUGCUGGAAGUAAGCAAUCGCAUUCUUCACUUAGCAGAAGUCCCUCCUGGUACUCAGAAACCUUUGUAAUGCAGGGAUCAAAGAUGUAUUUCAAGGUAAUCCGAGUGGCAGUGAUGUUACUCCUAUUUUCCCACCUUAGCACAGCGGAACAAUGUGGACGACAAGCAGGAAAUGCAGUGUGCCCUAGCAACCUUUGCUGCAGUGAGUAUGGCUGGUGUGGAUCUACAUCAGCCUACUGUGGACUCAACUGCCAAAGCGGACCAUGUACUGGCAGCUCACCCAGCCCUCCUUCAGGCACUCCUUCCACUGGUGGCACGAAGACCGGGGAAGUUUCAUAUUAUACAGCUCCGUUUACUCCUUCCGCUUGUUUUGGAUUCGAUGCGGGUCAGUUUCCCUCCAAUAAUUACUUUGCUGCGGGAGGUGACGGAGCACCCAACAUCUGGAACAAUGGUGCAAACUGUGGUAAGUGGUUCAAGAUCCAGUGCACAGGCAAUGGCUGUACUAGCUCAGCUACCAUCUCUAUCAAGGUAGUGGAUCGUUGCCCUAAUGGAUGUGUAGGUGGGCGAGCAUUUGAUCUGUCUGACACAGCGUUUAGAGCCAUAGCAAAUCCAGACGCUGGACAUGUGAGUAUCAACUAUUCCGGUCCAUAUGAUAGCGCGUAGUAUCAGAACACACAAUAAUAAAGAUGCGUUCCUCCUGUAUCUGAACCUCUGGAUAUCUUAUUCAAUAAGUGGACUCUAUAUCGGAGAUUUUCUGUACUUCCCAAAAGAAAGCAGUACUGUUGCGACACUUGUACUGAUGAUGAUUCAUCGUCGACAUCGAAUAAAUUGUCUACCUUCUUGGGACAAAAGGUUGGUUCGAGUUCAGUUCUCUCUCCUGCAACUGAUCAUCUUCGAUCAACCAGUUGUACGGUUGAAACCAGUUUUCAGUUCACCAUGAGCUGUGUUUGUGUUCACGCCCAUGAAUGCUAGUGUCCCCAAAUUGAUGAAAGACAUGGAGGAAUUAUUUACCUCUUAGAGCUC
Marchantia polymorpha subsp. ruderalis is the source of this 1128-nucleotide messenger RNA. Lineage: Eukaryota; Viridiplantae; Streptophyta; Marchantiopsida; Marchantiales; Marchantiaceae. The record is from the annotation of a GenBank genome assembly.